Molecule: messenger RNA, 2478 nt
Organism: Cariama cristata (Red-legged seriema)
Lineage: Eukaryota; Metazoa; Chordata; Aves; Cariamiformes; Cariamidae
Gene: TMTC2
Product: transmembrane and tetratricopeptide repeat containing 2
Exons: 14
Coding region: 1-2478 (825 amino acids)
Biological process (GO): protein O-linked glycosylation via mannose
Cellular component (GO): endoplasmic reticulum membrane
Molecular function (GO): mannosyltransferase activity; protein binding
Source: RefSeq, a predicted model, not a curated record
AUGGAGACUGCUAAUGGCUGGCACCAGUCCUUGCCAGGGUGGUUGGAAACUCGAGCUAUCAAGACAAACCAGGACCUUCUGCCCGAGACACCAUGGACCCAUAUCUUCUACAAUGACUUUUGGGGGACACUGCUCACUCACAGUGGGAGCCACAAGUCCUACAGACCUCUCUGCACGCUCUCCUUCCGUAUUAACCAUGCUGUUGGAGGGAUGGACCCAUGGGGCUACCACCUUGUAAACGUCCUGUUACAUGCUGCGGUCACAGGCCUUUUCACAAACUUCUCCAGGAUCCUGUUUGGGGAUGGGUACUGGACCUUGAUAGCAGGCCUGCUGUUUGCAUCUCAUCCCAUCCACACGGAAGCCGUAGCAGGGAUCGUAGGGAGGGCAGACAUUGGAGCCUGCCUUUUCUUUCUGCUUUCCCUGAUGUGUUACGUGAAGCACUGCUCUACCAGAGGUUCCUCUCCGAGUACUUGGGGCUGGAUCUUGGGCGCAGGGCUGUGUGCGGGGUGCAGCAUGCUGUGGAAGGAGCAAGGAGUGACUGUUCUGGCCAUUUCAGCCGUGUACGAUAUCUUUGUAUUUCAUCGACUGAAACUAAACCAGAUAUCCUCUGUUGUGUUAAAAGAAAAGAAUUUGACCCUCUUCUUCAGCAUUGGUUUACUGACCUUUUGGGGAACUGCAUUGCUGGGUGUCCGCUUGUACUGGAUGGGCAACAAGCCCCCAAGUUUUUCCAAUUCUGACAAUCCAGCAGCUGACUCAGACAGUUUUCUCACGCGUACACUGACCUUCUUUUACCUGCCAACCAAGAACCUCUGGCUGUUGCUGUGCCCAGAUACACUCAGCUUUGACUGGUCUAUGGAUGCCGUGCCUCUUCUGAAAACAGUCAGCGACUGGAGGAAUCUACACACUGUGGCCUUCUAUGCUGGACUCCUCCUCCUUGCCUACUUUAGCUUGAAGGGCUCCAGCAAUGAGAGAGAAUGCAAUGGGAAAACUGUAAUGAAUGGCAAGCAGAAUGCUAAUGGGCAUAGCUGCCACUUGGAGAUGGAGUACAAGACACUGGAGGUGAAGUCAAGCUUUGCAUCAAAAGAAGAGAAUGGUAUAAAAAAGCACGAAAUGCAGAAACUGCAGCUUCCUUCAACUGAGAACAUUGUCAUUCUGUCUCUGUCUUUGUUAAUAGUGCCCUUUGUUCCUGCCACAAACCUAUUUUUCUAUGUUGGCUUUGUAAUAGCAGAGCGUGUGCUGUAUGUUCCUAGUAUGGGCUUCUGCCUGCUGGUUACAGUAGGUGUCAGGGCCCUUUAUGUCAAAGCCCAAAAGCGCUUUCUGAAGAACUUGGUUUUUUGUUCCACUGCUGCAUUAAUUGUUUUCUAUGGACUCAAGACUGGUGUCAGGAAUGGGGACUGGCAGAAUGAGGAGAUGCUGUAUAGGUCAGGGAUAAAAGUAAACCCUGCUAAAGCAUGGGGUAACCUUGGAAAUGUUCUCAAGAGCCAGAGCAAGAUCUCUGAAGCUGAAAGCGCCUAUAGAAAUGCCUUGUACUACCGCAGCAACAUGGCUGAUAUGCUUUAUAAUUUAGGAUUACUACUUCAGGAAAACAGCAGGUUUUCGGAGGCAUUGCAUUACUAUAAACUGGCAAUUGGUAGCAGACCCACACUAGCUUCUGCCUAUUUAAAUACUGGUAUCAUCCUGAUGAACCAAGGCAAGACAGAGGAAGCCAGGAGGACUUUCCUGAAGUGUUCAGAGAUCCCUGAUGAAAAUUUGAAAGAUCCUCAUGCUCAUAAAAGCUCUGUUACUAGCUGUCUUUAUAACUUAGGAAAGCUUUUUCAUGAACAAGGACACUAUGAGGAUGCCCUUAUGGUUUACAAAGAAGCAAUACAGAAAAUGCCAAGGCAGUUUGCACCACAGAGCUUAUACAACAUGAUGGGAGAAGCCUAUAUGAGAAUGAACCGGCUGCCAGAAGCAGAGCGCUGGUACGUGGAGUCACUGCGAUCCAAGAGCGACCACAUCCCAGCCCAUCUCACCUAUGGAAAACUUCUGGCUCUGACGGGACGCAAGAGUGAGGCAGAAAAGUACUUCGUGAAAGCUAUUCAGCUGGAUCCUACCAAAGGAAACUGCUACAUGCAUUAUGGUCAGUUCCUCCUAGAAGAAUCCCGCCUGAUAGAAGCAGCUGAGAUGGCAAAAAAAGCAGCUGAACUUGAUAAUACCGAAUUUGAUGUUGUUUUCAAUGCAGCCCAUAUGCUCAGACAAGCCAGUCUCAAUGAAGAAGCUGAGAAGUAUUAUGAAAUGGCAGCAGGAUUAAGACCUAAUUAUCCAGCUGCCCUGAUGAAUCUUGGAGCCAUUCUCCAUCUGAAUGGUAAACUGAAAGAGGCUGAAGAAAACUACCUCCUUGCUCUUCAACUUAAACCUGAUGAUGUCAUCACUCAGUCCAAUCUUCGCAAAUUGUGGAAUAUCAUGGAGAAACAAGGUUUGAAGACAUCCAAAACAUGA